UCUCCACCUCCUCUCUCUCUCUCUCUCUUUCUGUCUCCACCCGCAGAAGAAGAGCAGGAUGAGGCUGCGUGGUUAAUGGUUUGUACACGGAAGCAGUGAGUGGAUUUGUCACAGUCUCAGCUCCGACCUGUCGACCUGCGUGCGUCCGCGCUCAGCUUCAGCCGUGCGUCUUUGGAGUCUCCGUGUGGACGCGAUGAGGACCUCCGUGUUCGUGCUCGCUGUGUUUCUGUGUUUCCUCCUGGUCAGAGGGGCUCCAGUACCACCGAACAAUGAGACGCCAGCAGCAUCGAUUACAGACCAAACUGUAAAAGAACAGUCUACCGACAACGGACAACCAGAAGAAAAUGUAGUGAAAACUACUAAAACUGGUACUGAUGGAAAGUCAGUGGAACCCAGCGUCACAGAUCAGUCAAAGGCUGGGAAAGAUAAGGAGGGAACGGACAAGACAACGCAAGCAAAUAAAGACACCUCCGAAGAGAAGGCCACUGAUAACAACGCAAACACACAGUCGAGAGUAGCCAGUGGGGGAGAUGCGCAGGGAAAUACUGCUGCACAGGGAGAGGCGAAGGGAACGGAUGCUGGAGCGGGAGAUGCGAAGGGAACGGAUGCUGGAGCGGGAGAUGUGAAGGGAAAGGAUGCUGGAGCGGGAGAUGUGAAGGGAACGGAUGCUGGAGCGGGAGAUGUGAAGGGAAAGGAUGCUGGAGCGGGAGAUGUGAAGGGAAAGGAUGCUGGAGCGGGAGAUGCGAAGGGAAAGGAUGCUGGAGCGGGAGAUGCGAAGGGAAAGGAUGCUGGAGCGGGAGAUGUGAAGGGAAAGGAUGCUGGAGAGGGAGAUGUGAAGGGAAAGGAUGCUGGAGCGGGAGAUGUGAAGGGAAAGGAUGCUGGAGCGGGAGAUGUGAAGGGAAAGGAUGCUGGAGCGGGAGAUGUGAAGGGAAAGGAUGCUGGAGCGGGAGAUGUGAAGGGAAAGGAUGCUGGAGCGGGAGAUGUGAAGGGAAAGGAUGCUGGAGCGGGAGAUGUGAAGGGAAAGGAUGCUGGAGCGGGAGAUGUGAAGGGAAAGGAUGCUGGAGCGGGAGAUGUGAAGGGAAAGGAUGCUGGAGCGGGAGAUGUGAAGGGAAAGGAUGCUGGAGCGGGAGAUGUGAAGGGAAAGGAUGCUGGAGCGGGAGAUGCGAAGGGAACGGAUGCUGGAGCGGGAGAUGUGAAGGGAAAGGAUGCUGGAGCGGGAGAUGUGAAGGGAAAGGAUGCUGGAGCGGGAGAUGUGAAGGGAAAGGAUGCUGGAGCGGGAGAUGUGAAGGGAAAGGAUGCUGGAGCGGGAGAUGUGAAGGGAAAGGAUGCUGGAGCGGGAGAUGUGAAGGGAAAGGAUGCUGGAGCGGGAGAUGUGAAGGGAAAGGAUGCUGGAGCGGGAGAUGUGAAGGGAAAGGAUGAUGGAGCGGGAGAUGCGAAGGGAAAGGAUGCUGGAGCGGGAGAUGCGAAGGGAAAGGAUGCUGGAGCGGGAGAUGUGAAAGGAAAGGAAGCCAGUGGGAAGACGGAAGGGAGGAACGUUGAUGAGGACGUAGCGGAAAGCAGUCAUUUCUUCGCCUACCUCGUCUGCACGGCUGUGCUGGUGGCAGUGCUUUACAUCACCUACCACAACAAGCGAAAGAUAAUUGCUUUUGUUUUGGAAGGAAAGAAAUCCAGAUCCGCACGUCGACCUAAAUCCGGAGAAUACCAGAAGCUGGAACAGCAAAUGUGAUUCUCUUGGAGCCGUCGCCUGGAGCAGUUGAAUACACUGGGAGUUGUGCGAAUGGAUACUUGCAUUAGAUGUUUUCCAGUGUACUCUGCGUUGAUUUCCCCUCGUGUUGAAUGAGGACGUUCUUCUCUUAUGUACCUUUUUCUAGAUGCUUAUUCUAUGACUAUGCAGAUGACACUGUUGCCUUAUUGAGGGGGGAGUAGUGAAAUGUAGUGAAGGUAAAAUAAGCAUGCUGUCUUUGCACUUGUGUCGUUAUUCCACUUUUGAAGCAAUCUUGUAAUUUGACCUGACUAAGGUCCUGACUCAGGAUAUUUCAGUAGCAGAUGUAAAUGUGGAUGGACUCCGAUUCCAGCCUUGAAAUCUCUGUAAAAUACUGCCUGUGUACAAUUUCUCUGAGGUUUUUUAAACGUCUCAGUUGGAGUUGGAUCACAGCGGGAUUUCUGCUUGUGUUCAGAACCGUAUGGUGACGGCCGGUUGAAUGUAAUGGCUGCCUUCAUUCUGCAAUUGAGAUAUUAGCACCGUCCUCACCCACUUGGACAGAUGGAGCCUGUGGUUAAAGCAGUAGUUUGAUAUUUUGGAGAAUAUGCUUAUUUGACAAGAAGAAAACCCUGAUAUCUUAUGGUAAAAAUAACAUUAAGGCUACAGCUGGUUAGGUCAUACUAUUUUAUUCUAUUUUUUUUUACUGUCGUGGGUGUGGGCAUGUCGUGCUAAGGCUAGACCAAAAAAAAAAUUUCCAUAAUGUCGGACGAGUCGUUCCAAAAGCAAAUAAACAGCUGAACAACUGAUGUCAGGGUGUUGGGCGUACGCGUAAAUGCUUCUUUCUGUAUCCACACUCACUGUCGAUGCAAAACAGUUGGUGUGGUGUGACUCGUGUUGUUAAACUGUCCGUUGUCUGGUUCACCUGGUAUGAUCGCCCAACGCAUCCGUGGCCAGUUUCAGUAUUCCUGUUUGUGUUGGAACUUUUCUAGUUUGUGCUUCGUGUUGCUUUGCUUUGAGAUUCCGGUCUGAAAUGUUGUUUUAAGCUGAAAACGGUUUUGUAAGAAGAAAAUUGGCCAACAGCUGUGUUGUUUUGACUGUUGUGACUGCACUAUUGUGGGCGGGGGGGUGUCUAGGGAUAGGUUGACCACUAAUAUAUUAGAUUAAAUCACUCCUGCAGAGUGUGUGUGUGUGUGUGUGUGUGUGUGUGUGUGUGUUGAUGUUCAGAGAUGACAGACUUGUGCCAAAUUCUGAAAUAUUACUGUGAUUCUGUGAUUCUUGUAUUGUGCCUGUCUUCUGAAUUAACACACUAUUUCCACUCGUUUGGAAGGAAAGCUAAUGUUACCCAAUUGUUUCAUGGCUGAAUCAGAGUCCGUAUUCUGUUUCCAAUUUUUUUUUUUUUUUUUAUUGUGAAAUCUGCAAAUAAAAUUCGAGGUUUUUAUAAAUAAAUAAAACAACACAUGGCUAUUUUCAGGAAUGACACGAGCACCAGAAUCGGUUAGAAAAUGUCAGAGAGUCGUUCUUUCGUACAGUCUGACUGAGAGUGGCAUGAAAUUUGCAUGUUUUGGAGAUGUUUGACUACAUGGCUCAAUAACUUUUUUGUCUGUACACACAAAGAAAAAAAAAACAUCCUGAACCUUCAAAUGUAUGACUGCACGAGAGGAGCAUCGAUUCUAAAAUAAAAGCUUUUUGUAUUUUCUA
Messenger RNA from Larimichthys crocea (large yellow croaker), 3400 nucleotides. RefSeq names its product trans-golgi network protein 2 (gene tgoln2). The record is from RefSeq and is a predicted model, not a curated record. The transcript has 4 exons. Lineage: Eukaryota; Metazoa; Chordata; Actinopteri; Sciaenidae. The coding region runs from base 194 to 1726 and encodes 510 amino acids.